AUGGCCGUGCUGUCCAAGUCCGACGCAGCGUCUGGCGUCGUCUCGAUCGCCUCUGUGAUCGCGCUCGCAAUCGGCAUCCGUGAACAUGGACAGAAAAAGGCGAACGCCGGAUCCCAGACCCGGUCCGAGUUCAUGACCCAGAAACGAGGCAGUCGCCAGCGAGUGGCGAUAAACAAGGCGUUCUACCGCCGCUUCGUGCAGCUCUUUCAAGUGAUCGUGCCUGGCCCGUUCACGGCCGAAACGGGCUUUGCUGCUCUUGUCGCCGUGAUGCUCGUGGCUCGCACGUCCUUUGACAUCGCCGUGCUGCACACGUUCACAGCCAUUGAACGGGCGAUUAUCUCUCGGUCGCGGACGGACUUUUUGCGCCACUUGCGGCGGUUUGUUGCAAUGAUGCUGCCCAUGAGCUGCAUCAAUAGCCUGCUCAAGUACGGCCACGCAGAGCUCGGGCUGCGCUUUCGGACGCGCCUGACGCGGUACUUAUACGCGCAGUAUGUCAAGGGAUUCGUGUACUACCGCGUAUCGAACUUGGACAACCGCAUCUCGAACGCCGACCAGCUGCUGACAGUGGACGUGGAGAGGUUUUCCAACUCGGUCGCUGACUUGUACUCCAACAUGUCCAAGCCACUGUUGGACAUUGUUCUCUAUGCCGUAAAACUCUCGUCGACGAUUGGCGUUGAAGGUCCAGUGAUUAUGCUGAGCUACUUGGUUGUGUCCGGCUUCUUCCUCACGUGGUUGCGUCAACCGACGAGUCGAUUCACGAUCGCGGAACAACAGAUGGAAGGUACUUUUCGCUUUAUGAACUCGCGGCUCAUCACGCACAGCGAGGAGAUUGCGUUUUACAACGGCAAUGUCCGCGAGAAACGCAUCUUGGACCAGUCAUUCAAUCGACUCAUCGAUCUCGUGCGUAGCUCCCAGCAGUUUCGGUUCUCUAUGAGCGUUAUUGACAACGUGGUGGCCAAAUAUUCGGCCACAGUUGUCGGCUAUGCUGUGUUGUCAAAGCCCUUUUUGGACAUGUCGAACCAGCGACUGGAGACCUCAACGUAUGCAGACCGAAUGGAAGAUUACUUUCGGUCUGGAAAGAUGCUGCUGAAAAUGUCUGAAGCAAUGGGUCGUCUGGUGCUUUCCGGUCGUGAACUGUCGCGCCUCGCAGGAUUUACAGCGCGUGUUACGGAAAUGAUUGACGUUCUGUCCGAUCUGGACCAGGGAAAGUACCAGCGCACGAUGCUCCAAAGUGAGAGUGUGGAUCUUGUGGGAGAAUCCAAAGCGCAAUCUACUUCAGCUGAGUCGCUUGGACUGUACCCGAACAAGGGCAACAUCCGCUAUCGUGACCAUGUCAUCCAGUUCGAGGACGUGCCACUUGUGACGCCGAACGGCGACGUGUUGGUGCCUUCGCUCAACAUCAAGGUUCAGUCUGGAAUGAAUGUCGUUGUCGCAGGACCCAACGGUUGUGGCAAAAGCUCGCUCUUUCGUAUUCUCGGCGAGCUGUGGCCAAUGUUUGGCGGACAGCUAACAAAGCCGGAGCGUAACGGAUUGUUCUACAUCCCCCAGCGUCCGUAUUUGACGUUAGGCACUCUUCGCGAUCAGAUUAUCUACCCUCAUUCACUCAAGGAUAUGCAGGCAUGUGGGAGGACGGACGCAGACUUAUCGCAUUACCUCGAGAAGGUUCAGCUGGGUCACCUGGUCCAACGUGAAGGUGGAUGGGAUGUUGUCCAUGACUGGGCAGACGUUCUCUCCGGCGGUGAGAAGCAGCGCGUGGCUAUGGCACGCUUAUUUUACCACAAGCCUCAGUUUGCUAUCCUGGACGAAUGCACAUCUGCUGUCAGCGUUGAUGUCGAAGGUGCAAUGUACAGCUUCUGCCGCGAGCAGAACAUCACGUUGUUUACUGUGUCGCACCGCAAGUCGUUGUGGGCGUACCACGAAUAUGUACUCCGGUUCGAUGGCCGCGGCCACUACGAAUUCAAGAAAAUAGACAAGGCCGACGAAGCUUUCGGCUCUUAG
Messenger RNA from Peronospora matthiolae, 1998 nucleotides. The record is from the annotation of a GenBank genome assembly. NCBI's taxonomy places the organism in Eukaryota, Oomycota, Peronosporomycetes, Peronosporales, Peronosporaceae.